UGGUAAUUUAGUCUGUUUUGUACGUUUCGGAUUGUUGUCAAACAAUCUAGUAUUCUAGAGUAUUAAAUUUCCUCGAUAUUUCAAGUUGCAGGAUAUACUUUUAAAAGUUUUCUCAAAUAGUGACUUAUAAAUCAUUAGUUUAAAUCACAUUCAGUUUAAUAGCUUACGUUUUUAAGACAAGACUGCAACUAUGUCCGUCCCGAUGGUAUUGUGUCAAUUAUGGAUGGGAGGGCUUGAACCAUACAUGACAGAAAGUUUUAUCAUGAAUGCAUUUCAUAAAAUGGGCGAACAGCCCCAAAUAGUUAAAGUUAUGAGAAAUAGGUAUACUGGAGAACCUGCUGGUUAUUGUUUUGUUCAUUUUCCAACUGAUGAAAUGGCUCUUGAUGCAAUGCAUAAAUUAAAUGGGAAACCCGUUCCAGGAUCUAGUCCACAAGUGCGAUUUCGUCUAAACCAUGCCAGUACAACUGGGAAGCCCGCUGCAGAAAGGGAGUACAGCAUUUGGGUAGGAGAUCUCUCAACAGAUGUUGAUGACUACUCAUUGUACAGACUAUUCGCGGCAAAGUACAAUUCUAUCAGAACAGCUAAGGUAAUAUUGGACAGUUCAGGCUUUAGCAAAGGUUAUGGUUUUGUCAGAUUUGCCAGUGAGGAGGAACAGAAAGACAGUUUGAUCACAAUGAAUGGAUACAGAGGUCUUGGAACAAAAUCUCUGAAGAUUUGCAAUGCUGUACCUCGUCCUUGGAAUAAAGUAUCAGACUCAAAUUCUGCUCCAUCUGACUACUCAUCAGGCAUGUCUUCAGAAUCUUAUAAUUAUUAUGACCCAUCUUCAUACUGGAAUAGUUAUAGUGCUUGGCAGCAAGGUUAUUAUGAAAGCGAACCAACUUCUGAUGGAUACAGCAACUAUGUGUCUGAUCGUAAGCCCGAAGAAGAUGAACUAGAGCUGAUCGAACAUUCAAUUCCAUUCGACGGCGAUAAAUCAAACAGAGAAAUUAUCGAACAAGAUUACAACUUAUGGGAUGCUUUGGAAAGUUCAAAGUGGAUUCCAUGUGAUACUCUAGAAUUAUGCUAUUGAUAUUCCGACGCUGUG
Molecule: messenger RNA, 1084 nt
Organism: Phymastichus coffea
Lineage: Eukaryota; Metazoa; Arthropoda; Insecta; Hymenoptera; Eulophidae
Gene: Secp43
Product: tRNA selenocysteine 1-associated protein 1-like
Exons: 5
Coding region: 191-1069 (292 amino acids)
Molecular function (GO): RNA binding
Source: RefSeq, a predicted model, not a curated record